Pararge aegeria (speckled wood butterfly) is the source of this 2389-nucleotide messenger RNA. RefSeq names its product G-protein coupled receptor Mth2-like. Gene Ontology annotation, molecular function: transmembrane signaling receptor activity. NCBI's taxonomy places the organism in Eukaryota, Metazoa, Arthropoda, Insecta, Lepidoptera, Nymphalidae. Gene Ontology annotation, biological process: cell surface receptor signaling pathway. The record is from RefSeq and is a predicted model, not a curated record. The transcript has 9 exons. Bases 1 to 1290 code for a protein of 429 amino acids. Gene Ontology annotation, cellular component: membrane.
AUGAAACAACAUUGCAGAUCAAGCGUAAUCAUUUAUCUUCACCAUUCUAUUUUCAUUAAGAUGAAAGUGCUACUGCUUUUCGCGGCUUUCGGCCUGAUAUCCUGUGAGCCUGAGGACUCGUAUUGUUGUAAACCUGGUCAGGGGGUUAUGGCAGAUAAUGAAAACCUUUGCGUAGACACGGCCAACAAUGUAACGUUUCCAACUAAACUUUCCUGUGACGUCGUGUAUCAUUUUAAUCAAUCGGAAUACAAAUUUUUAGUGACUGAUGAUGGAAGACUGAUUAUGUUGUUCGCGUUAGAAGCACAAGUGGAAGCCGAUCAAUUUUGUAUAGCUAACCGAACGCUGAACUCCAAUGAGAGAUCCGCAGUGGUGUGCGACGAGGUAGAAGAGGUAAUUUUUGACCAACGGAUCCUCGGGUACUGUAUGCUGGUGUCGGCCGUGUUCUUGACCCUGACUGCGAUAGUUUACUGUGCGCUCCCUGAAAUGAGGGAUUUACAAGGGAAGAGCAUAAUAAAUUUUUGCGGAAGUUUAGCGCUUGGACUGAGCAUACUGGGCGUAGUGACAUUGAAUCUUCCCUUCUCUGAUAUGGGAUUAUGUGCUGCACGAGGUUUCUUCAUUUACUUCUUUAUAAUUGCAAGCUUCUUUUGGACGAACGCCAUAUCAAUACAGAUUCUCAUAAAUUUAAGACGUCCAACUAUCUGUGACUACGGUUGGAAGGCUUUCAUCUGGUACGCACUGUACGCUUGGGGGUGCCCAACAGUUUUGACAGUCGCAAUGGCUAUUAUCAAUUUUCUCCCAGGCUACCAUCGCAAGCCUGGCAUAGGAUUGAACACAUGCUGGUUUUAUAACAUGCGAGUACAGUGGCACUAUAUGUACAGCGUGAUGGCGAUCCUGAUCUUUACCAACAUCUGUAUAUUUUUUUACAUUUCGUUUCACCUCUGGAGGCUUUCGUUUGCAUCUUCCCAUAUGAGGGCGCUUAAAUAUAAAUUCGUUAUGACAGUUCGAAUGAUUAUAAUUAUGGGAUUGCCGUGGAUAUUUGAAAUGAUCAGUUCGUUAUGCAAACCUAGUAUUAUUUGGGCCAUUAUAGACGCAUUUAAUGUGUUACAAGGAUUUUUAAUAUUUAUGCUGCUCGUCGCGUUUCGGAAACGCGUGUUAAAAGCAAUGUUCAAGAGGGGCUGGCUGAACUGCAUAUCCGGUACCGUCGAACGCCACCUAGCAGUCGGUGAUGAUGAAGAAGAAGUGGUGAAUCACACUAUUGAAGUAGGCCUGCACGAGAGGCUCACAAAAUAAGUUAUCUGAAUGCCAAGUCUGAUUUUCUACCUACGUUUAUUUAUUCGAGCGCGUGAAAGUUUGGUAUCGAAGAAGCUCCAUCUAGUGACAGACUGGGAAACCGAACUGUCACUAGAUAGCGCUUUUUCGAUGCCAAAUAAAUCGUAAUUACCCUUCACGCGAUCGAAUAAAUAAAUAUAGUUUGAAAAUCUCACACUUGGCACUCUGAUAAAUCGUUUUCACUAUGUUAAUCCGUAUUUGUAAAAAUACGUACGUACAAAUAUAUUACUAUUGUAAUAUAUUUGUACUAGUUUGUAACUAAGGUAAAUAGAUCCAAUUUGAAGGCUGCACACUCAAAUUCUGGUCGAAUAAAGUAUCAAAACGAUCAUUAAUGAUCAUUACUGAAGCUGAACCAGGUAACAACUAUAAAAGUUUAUAAAAGAAUAUUUUUGAGAGAGCAGAUCAAUGAUGCCGGUAAUCAAAAUAAAAUUUUAAAGUCUAAAACCGGCAAAAUAAAUAAAAAAUUGCCAAUUAGUAUGGAGGUACCUACCAAUCCACUUAUCGUGUUUAUAAAGCUCGGACAUCCAGUUUCAGUUAUUUACAUUUAUAGCGCACCUAUCGACGUACUCUUACGGUCUGCAAGGUAAAUAAAAAAAGUAUUUUCGUAUAAACCGGCACACCUAUUUCCGUGUAACGGUGUUUACGUCUGACCGCUGAUACACAUAUUUAUCUAUAGGAAACUUAACUACUUAUUUGCGAUAUUUUCGGAAUCACACGCUAUUCGACUUUCAAGGUGUGGAGUAGAUAAUGUUGAAUGCCGUAUUAUUAUGACUCACAAGCCACAAUAAUCCCGUGUCUCAUUGACCAUUAUUCGUUUAAUAAGUACCUAUCUAUGGUAAUAAUUAAAUGGCUUAUUUGCUUAAUUAUUAGUUAUUCAUAUUAGUGAUUCGUCUCAAACUAAGACCGUGCGUUGCAAGGCAAACACUGCUUUAUCAAAUGAUGCUAGUAUUAGUGCAAUGUGGAACUUUUAUAAUAAUGUAACUUAUACCACCUUCAGGGCUAACACAGCACGACUAGCAUGGGCAGGAGACAAUUAUAUCCCCGGGGAACUAUAUAAAUU